AUGUAUCUGGACACACAUGGUGUGAUGCUCAGACACUUUAGCUUCAGAUCAUCAUCCUCCUCCCUUCUUCCAUUUUCGUCUCGUUCCUUACGAAGCUCCGCGAAAUCAGCAGCCUCGUCCCACUACUCUCGAAUCGUAGCCACCAUGACCACAACUUCGACCCAGAACGAGUCGACUCACCAAACUCAGAAACCCGUUCAGGUGGCGAAGCGAUUAGAGAAGUUCAAGACUACGAUUUUCACUCAAAUGAGCACAUUAGCUCUCAAACACGGAGCAAUCAACUUAGGCCAAGGCUUCCCUAAUUUCGACGGUCCUGAUUUCGUCAAAGAAGCUGCAAUCCAAGCCAUCAACGACGGUAAAAACCAGUAUGCUCGUGGCCACGGCGUUCCCGAGCUCAACUCCGCUAUAGCUGCACGGUUUCUUGAAGAUUCGGGUCUCGUUGUUGAUCCGGAGAAAGAAGUCACUGUUACCUCUGGUUGCACUGAAGCCAUAGCUGCAGCUAUGCUAGGUUUGAUCAACCCUGGAGAUGAAGUCAUUCUCUUUGCACCUUUUUACGAUUCGUAUGAAGCAACGCUCUCCAUGGCUGGUGCUAAAGUAAAAGGAAUCACUUUACGCCCACCUGACUUCUCUCUCCCUUUGGAAGAGCUUAAAGCUGCGGUGACUAGCGAGACCAGAGCCAUCCUCUUGAACACCCCUCACAACCCAACCGGGAAAAUGUUCACAAGAGAGGAGCUCGAAACCAUUGCGAGACUCUGCGUCGAGAACGACGUGCUCGUGUUCUCUGACGAAGUGUACGAUAAGCUCGCGUUCGAAAUGGACCACGUCUCCAUAGCUUCACUUCCCGGUAUGUACGAGAGAACCGUGACGAUGAACUCUCUGGGAAAGACAUUCUCUUUAACCGGAUGGAAGAUCGGUUGGGCUAUUGCACCGCCUCAUCUAACUUGGGGGAUUCGACAAGCACACUCUUACCUCACGUUCGCCACGUCGACGCCGAUGCAAUACGCAGCCGUCGCAGCUCUCAGGGCACCGGAGUCUUACUUCAGGGAGCUGAAGAGAGAUUACAGUGCGAAAAAGGAGAUCUUGGUCAAGGGUUUGAAGGAAGUUGGGUUCGAAGUGUUCCCAUCGAGCGGGACUUACUUUGUGGUUGUGGACCACACGCCGUUUGGGUUGGAGAACGAUGUCGCCUUCUGUGAGUAUCUUAUCAAAGAAGUUGGGGUCGUUGCGAUCCCCACGAGUGUCUUUUAUUUGAAUCCUGAAGAAGGGAAGCGUUUGGUUAGGUUUACUUUCUGUAAAGACGAAGAGACGUUGCGUAGUGCAGUGGAGAGGAUGAAGCUGAAGCUCAAGAGAGUCGUCUGA
Thlaspi arvense is the source of this 1356-nucleotide messenger RNA. NCBI's taxonomy places the organism in Eukaryota, Viridiplantae, Streptophyta, Magnoliopsida, Brassicales, Brassicaceae. The record is from the annotation of a GenBank genome assembly.